This is a messenger RNA of Acanthisitta chloris (rifleman), 364 nucleotides long. RefSeq names its product trace amine-associated receptor 1-like. Gene Ontology annotation, molecular function: trace-amine receptor activity. Gene Ontology annotation, cellular component: membrane. Gene Ontology annotation, biological process: G protein-coupled receptor signaling pathway. The annotation marks the transcript as partial. The transcript has 2 exons. The record is from RefSeq and is a predicted model, not a curated record. NCBI's taxonomy places the organism in Eukaryota, Metazoa, Chordata, Aves, Passeriformes, Acanthisittidae.
UUUGCAAGAAGUAGUAUCUUAAUCUACCUUGUUGCAUUGAUUGGAAAUUUGGUGGUUAUCAUCUCAAUAUCACAUUUCAAGCAGCUCCAUACACCUACUAAUUUCCUGAUACUUUCGAUGGCUACAGUAGACUUCCUGCUGGGAUUCUUCAUUAUGCCUUGCAGUAUGGUGCGCUCUGUUGAGCACUGCUGGUAUUUUGGGGAGCUCUUCUGCAAGAUCCACACAAGCACGGACAUUAUGCUGAGCACAGCUUCUAUCUUCCAUCUUUCCUUCAUAUCCAUUGACCGCUACUAUGCUGUAUGUGACCCUUUAAGAUACAAAUCAAAGAUAAAUACUUUUGUUAUCCUGGUCAUGGUGUUCAUAA